This is a messenger RNA of Myripristis murdjan (pinecone soldierfish), 5071 nucleotides long. It is a transcript of the gene myom3, whose product is annotated as myomesin 3. The coding region runs from base 146 to 4429 and encodes 1427 amino acids. The transcript is spliced from 37 exons. NCBI's taxonomy places the organism in Eukaryota, Metazoa, Chordata, Actinopteri, Holocentriformes, Holocentridae. Gene Ontology annotation, molecular function: protein binding. The record is from RefSeq and is a predicted model, not a curated record.
GCAAGAUUGAUAGGGUGAUCAUUUGGCUGAGAUAGUAAUCAAGGAAAGAGGGACAGAGAGGAAGAGGGAGAGAUUCAUCCAACACUUUACUGGACUUACCUGUUUCUUCCAAGACAAGCGUGCCAGCUGGGGGGGGGGGGUCACCAUGGAAACCAGGAUGGUGAUGAAGCGAGAGCAGGAGGAGCACUUGUCCCAGAUGUCUCACAGCAUGGACCUGUCCUCCCAGAUAAAGAAGAAGACCUUCACUUCCAGUGAAGAGGAGGCCUCCUAUGCUGAUUACUAUCCCAUCAUCCCUGGAGACGUCAUGUCCGUCAAGGAGAUCCUCGGCAAGUUCCCCCGCCACAGGACAUGGGAGGUCCUGAAAGAAACCAUGGCUGCUGAUGAAGAAGAGUACUACAGAGACAAGUGGACCAUGUUUGGGAACGAGGCUGAGAAGGUAGAGAUAGGAGUGAUCAGAAACCAGCAAUUGAUACGCACCCGGAUUGAUCGCAUGGCGUUACGCAAGCAGGCAGAAAAGAAGGCAUCAGCUCAUAUGAAGUACCUGGAGGACCUGAGUCAGAAGGCCCCAGAUUUCCCAGUCCCUCUGAGGGCACACACAGUCUGGGAGGGCAUGACGGUCAAACUCUCGUGCACCGUCCAGGGCUACCCACCUCCAAAAGUCACCUGGUACAAGGACGGUGUGCCGCUGAGCGUGGCUCACCAACCGUGGAAUUACAGCCUUCAGCAGAAGUUCGGUCUUAACUCGUUGGAGAUCAGAAGGUGUUCUGCUGAGGAUGCUGGCAAGUAUGAAGUGGUGGCUAAGAGCCCUCUUGGUAAAGCUACCACGUUUGGGACACUGGUGGUGAAUUCAUAUCAAGGAGCCAUGGCUGGUUCAGAGCGCUCGCAGACCCCUGCUUUAGUGCUGGAGCAGGAAGCCCAGUUUGGCAGCACCUUCCCCCCAACCUGGGUGAGGGAGGGGGAGAGCCUCGUCCUGAAAUGUGGCUUCACGUCAGCCCCGCUGCCAUUCCAGCAGGAGGUCAGCUGGUUCAGAGAUGGGGUCCAGCUGCACCACUCCAGUCGGGUGGACAUUAAAACAGCCAGCGAAAUGGCCUCCAUCACUUUGAGAGGCAUACACAAGGAGGACGAGGGUGUGUACUCUGUCCGUCUGAGGACCUGGGACGGGGUCCAAGAACACAGUGCCUUCGUCUAUGUCAAAGAUGCAUCAGCUGCAGUGGUGGGAGGCCCCGCGUCCCCCCUGGCAGUCCAGGUACAUGAUGUUAACAAGGAUUACGUCUUCCUGACCUGGAAGCCACCCAGUGCAGAUGGAGCCACUCCGGUUGAGGGUUACUUUGUGGAGAGAUUGGACAUAGGUGAGGGUCAGUGGGUGCGUUGCAAUGAUCAAGUCCAGAAAAUGUGCCACUACCCGGUGUUUGGGCUGAAGGAAGGAACCAUGUACCAGUUCAGGGUGCGUUCUGUAAACCAGGCUGGUGAAGGACGACCCUCCAAGGCCACUGAACCGGUCCUCACUGCAGACCCCUUGGAACACACCAGGACUAUGGUGGUCAAAGUGGACGAAUGGAGGGAGAUCAUCAUUACCAAAGACCAGCUGGAAGGUCAGAUCAAGGUUCCCUUCCCUCCCACAGACGUCCAUGCCUGCGAAGUGAGCGACACCUACGUGGUGCUGAGCUGGACUGAGCCUGAACCCCGAGGCAGGGAGCCGCUCACCUUUUAUGUAGAGCAGUCCCUGACAGGGAAGAACAGCUGGCGGCUGGCCAACAUGGACAAGGUGGUGAACUCUCCCAGGUUCCCAGUAUUUGACCUGGAGAAGGGCAAGGAGUACUGCUUCAGGGUGCGCUCCGUCAACAAGUAUGGCGUCAGUGACCCCUCUGAGCCCAGCAUGCCCAUCUCCUUAGGAAAGACACAAGCUGCACCAGCUUCGCCCCACUCUGUCCAACCCUUCAGAGACACAGACACCUCGGUGCUGCUCCAGUGGCAGGAGCCCAAAGAGAAAGACGACAUCCUGGGCUACUACCUGUACUACAGUGAAGCCGGCAAACAAAACUGGCAGACCAUCAACAACAAGCCUGUUACUAAAACCAGGUUUACAGUCCAUGGCCUCAAGACCCAGAGGGAGUAUGUGUUCAGGGUGAAGUCUGUGAGCCGAGCAGGAAACAGCAAGUAUUCGGAUGAGUCAUCCUCCAUCCUGGUCAAAUCAGCGAUUCAUGUUCCCUCCCCUCCCUCGGCCAUCGCCCUGCUGCUGUGCUCCGGCUCAGAGAUGGUGCUGACCUGGAGGGCCCCUGCCUGGAACGGAGGAGACCCUGUGCGUGGCUACUACCUGGACCAGAGGGAUAAGAGCGUGGCCAUGUGGAGGGAGGUCAACGUCAAGCCUGUCAAAGAGAGGCAGUUUAAGGUUUGCAACCUCGCUGAUGGGCACUACUACCAGUUCCGAGUGUUUGCUGCCAACCUGGCUGGCAUCGGAAAGCCCUCCGAGCCCAGCGAAGCUUUCCUGUGUGAGAAGUGGACAAUGCCACAGCCAGGCUGUCCGUACGACCUGGAGUUCAGGGAGGUGAGGCACGACUCUCUGGUGCUGCUGUGGGAGGCGCCGCUGUAUGAGGGACAGAGUCCUGUCACUGGCUAUAUGGUGGAAAUCAGCCAGGGUGACCAAUCAGAGAGCUGGACUCCUCUCAAUGAUAAGCCAAUCCCUGACACUUUAUACAGGGUGCCAGGUCUCCAGGAUGGCCAAACCUACCGUUUCCGUGUGUCUGCGGUCAACGAGGCUGGAGUGGGCCGGGCUUCCCUGACCUCUGAGCCAAUCACAGCUGAGACCCAGCCAGGCACCAAAAACAUUGAGAUUGGUGUGGACAAUGAUGGCUUCAUAUUUCUGGCCUACGAGGCUGCCCAGAUGACUGACAGCGGCGAAUUCCUCUGGAGCAAAAACUAUCGGGAUGCCAUUGAUGCUGCGAGAGCCAGGGUAGAGAGCAAGCAAAAUAGGUCAGUCCUCACAUUCUCCGACCCCACUGAGGAGGAUCUGGGUCUCUACACAGCGGAAAUGAGUGACAACCCCAACCAGUCUUCCAGCUACAACUUCACCGCUGAAGACCUUGAAAGACUGAAAGAACUCAGCUGGCAAAUCAGAAACCCACUGAUAGCGCUGAAGUCGGGCUGGCAGGUGGACAUCUCUGAGAAAGGCGAGGUGCGCCUGUGGCUUCAGACGGAGAGCCUGAGUAAGGACGCUGAGCUCCGUCUCAUCUUCAAUGACCGAGAAAUCUCCAGCACUCCGCACCGUAAGAUCAACUUUGACAAGGCCAAAGGUCUGGUGGAGAUACUGUUUGAUCAGCUGUCUCAGGAAGAUGAAGGCUCUUACACGGCUCAGCUGAGGGACGGCCGUGCCAAGAACCAGUUCACGCUGGUCUUUGUGGAUGAGAAGUUCCGUCAGGCGCUGGCCUUGGCUGCUGCAAACAAACGUGACCAUCAGAGAAAGUCAGGACCCUAUUUCCUGGAGUUCCUGUCAUGGAUCGUGACUGAGGACUGCGAAUUAGUCAUAAAGUGCAAGGUGACAAAUGUAAACAAGGACACAACUCUCAAGUGGUUCAAGGAGGGCAUGGCGGUGACCGAAGCCGUGUACGACCAGUCAUCAGGAGUCAGCACACUCACUGUCCCACAGGUGACGAAGAAAGAGGCCGGCUCAUACAAAGCAGUGGUGGCUGAUGGGAGGGGAGAGGAUGUCAGCACCUUGGAAUUACUGGAUGAUGAGUAUGACAAGCUCCUGCAACAGCUGAGUAAACAGUGUGCAUUGUCAGCAGGCCCGUUGAGGAUUCAGUGCACCCCCGAGGGUUUCAAGCUCUACUGCUCUCUCAAAUACUAUCUGAGCUACUUGAAGACCGGCUGGCACUUCAAGGAGAGGAGGAUUGACCAGGACGCCAGGAACAAACCGGGCAGCAGUAUGCAGAAGGUCUGGAUUGAGAUCUUUAACCCCACUGAGAAUGACAAAGGCAAAUAUACCGUGGAGUUGUUUGACGGCAAGGACACACACCAACGCCAUCUUGACCUGUCUGGACAAGCCUUUUCUGAUGCCUUGCUGGAGUACCAGAGGCUGAAGCAAGUGGCGAUUGCUGAAAAAAAUCGGGCUAAGGUGACAAAAGGUCUCCCGGAUGUGGUGGCCAUCAUGGAGGGCAAGUCUCUGUGCCUGACGUGCUUCAUCGACGGUGAUCCGGCCCCGGAGAUCUUCUGGCUCAGGAAUGACAGAGAGCUCAUCAGCCAGAAUCAGUUCAGCAUCACUAAAGAGCCAAAGUGCAGCACGCUCACUGUCACCAACGUCACCAUGGAAGACUCUGGAAAGUACAGCAUCUUUGUGCGCAACAAGUACGGCUCUCAAACGGUCAACGUGACUGUGGGUGUGUACAAGUAUGGGGAUAAGCCUCCAGCAAACGCUGUGGAGAUUGUGGAUUAAGACAAUUCACCGAUUUGAUGUGAUCAUUUACUUUUUAAUCGAUUUGCUCUACAAAAAUGGCGAUUGAUAUCAAUAAUACAUAAAUUAAUAUACACAGAGAAAUAGAGACUUAGUAAUUGAAAAGAUGGUGGUGUGUUUAUUUGCGUUUAUGCAGGGUUAUGUAAGUGUUAAUGGCACCUGACUAAGCAAGUGAAAAAUGUCCAGUGAAGGUAACUGAAAUAUACAAUCCCCUAUAGUUUUAAUGCGAACGCUGUCUAUCUAAUUCAGCUAUACCACACAGUGAAUAUGACAGGAGUAUGUCAUAUUCAAUUACAACUUUGCCUGAAAUUUCUGUCAUAAUUGGAGGAGAGAUAAUGACUGCAAGGUUAUGAGGUUAGGCUCAUUAGGCAAAAACUGCACAUGGCUAAGUGGUAAUUACGUGUGUUGUCUGCGACUGAGAUGGCGAGAUUUGAAUUUCCAAUUAUAUUCAGGGUUAUGUUUUAUUAGAAAUGUCAUGUUAGUCACGCACUUUGAGCAGACUACAUGGGAGUAUGACGUGAAGACUAUCUCUUUAUUUCAUUGUUCAAAAGCCCCUGUAGUAAUGCACAAACGCUGCAAAAAAGCUCAUGUGUUGGACUGUAGAGCUUUCUGUUUUAAAUCUGU